CAGAACGUCCGGCGGCCGGCGCGCCGCUCGCCCGCUCCGCGCUCGACAUGGAGAUCAAGACGCUGCACAAGAGCAGCACGUUCGGCUCGCUGUCGAGCGGCACGCAGCGGCUGGGCAGCUGGUUCAGCCAGCUGGGCGAGCGGCGCCGGCGCAGCGCCAUCCGGAAGAGCGUCACGCUGAACGCGGGCCUCGGCGUUGUGUACGAGCACCCCCGGAUCGGCUCCGAUGGCGAGUCGGAGGAGGCGAGCGGCGCGUCCGACGAGGUCACCAGUCCGGUCCACGUCAAGCUGCGACCGCGCCGCGACCGGGAGCGGCGACCCAAUGUCAAUGAGAUCAACAAGCGGCUGUCGCUGCCGGCCGACCUCCACUUGCCCGAGUCUUUCCUGCAGAAGCAGUCGCUGAGCCCCACGCUAGACGGUAGCCUGACGCGCGCCACGCGCCGCCAGUCCCUCUCCGAGAUCGGCUUCGGCCAGCAGGACACCUACAUCAAGCUGGAGAAGCUGGGCGAGGGCACCUACGCCACCGUGUACAAGGGCAAGUCGCGCCUCAUCCCCAACAGGAUCGUGGCGCUGAAGGAGAUCCGCCUGGAGCACGAGGAGGGCGCGCCCUGCACCGCCAUCCGCGAGAUCUCGCUGCUGCGCAAGCUGAAGCACGCCAACAUCGUCACACUGCACGACGUGUGCAACACGAGCACGUCCAUGACGCUGGUGUUCGAGUUCCUGGAGAAGGACCUCAAGCAGUACAUGGAGGACUGCAGCAAUGUGAUGAGCAUGAACAACGUCAAGCUGUUCCUGUACCAGCUGCUGCGCGGCCUGGCCUACUGCCACCAGUACCGCGUGCUGCACCGGGACCUGAAGCCGCAGAACCUGCUCAUCAACCAGCUGGGCGAGCUGAAGCUGGCCGACUUCGGGCUGGCGCGCGCCAAGUCCGUGCCCACCAAGACCUACAGCAACGAGGUGGUGACGCUGUGGUACCGACCGCCGGACGUGCUGCUCGGCUCGACCGUCUACUCCACCCCCAUAGACAUGUGGGGUGUCGGCUGCAUCUUCUUCGAGAUGGCUGCCGGCCGGCCGCUCUUCCCCGGCUCGACCGUCAAGGACGAGCUGACGCUCAUCUUCAAGACGCUCGGCACGCCGUGCGAGGAGACGUGGGCCGGGGUGACAUCUACCGAGGAGUUUCAGCAGUACAAGUUCCCGACGUGCCGGGCAGAGUCGCUGGGCGACCGCUGUCCACGGCUGGGCUCGGACGGGCUGGCGCUGCUGCGCGAGUUCCUCCGCUACGAGGUGGCGGCGCGCGUCUCGGCGGCCGGCGCCAUGCGCCACCCCUACUUCAGCUCGCUGGGGCCCGGCGUGCGUUCACUACCCGAUGACGCUUCAAUAUUCUCAGUGCCGGGCAUCUGUUUGACCCGGGACCAGGGUCGGAGCAGCUCGAGUCUAGCGCAGCCAAGCGCCCGCCAGCGGAGGCAAACCCUGGUGCUGUGAGCGUCGUCUGCCGGCGCUAUUCCGAACUUGUAGUUCUCGCGCCGGCCGCCGGACGGCGGCCCUGACGCGAUUCCCUGUCCAUUCCUGGCGGCGCCCGCCGCCCCCGCGGCGGAGCGACGUGAGAGCAGCAAGAGCGUGAGCGCGAGCGAUAGAUGGUGCACUAGUCUCAAGGUUGGACCGGCCGUCUUUCAGGACCUCUGGUUCCGACGCCGGGGCUGGCGGCAGCGCAGCGCCCCGCCUGAGCAGCGCGCCGGUCCGCCCCGCCACGGCCGCACAGGGCCACGGCAAUAGUUGUCAAAUCGCGUGGCUGUAAGCUUCCUUUGCGCGUCCAUAUCUAUGUUUAUAAAUAACCUUCGACGCGGCCGCGCGAGAGAUGACUUGUGAUGUAAUUAUAUGUAUCCGGCCACGUAGUCGCGCGAUAAAUUGCGGCUGCUGCCGGGCGGGGAGGUGGGCCGCGGCCCCGGAGACCAGCCGCGCCGGGGCGGCGCGCGGCCCCGCCCCGUUGUUCAGUUGUGGGAAGUCUAUUUUUGCUAUAUUCGUUCGGGCCCGGUCUGUGUUGUUGUGACGUGAGAUGUGAGUCUGUCAGAGCGUGGUGGUUCACACGUAAUGCUCGACCAAAAUCGCCAAUAAAACUAUUUGUAUAAUGUGAAGUUGA
Molecule: messenger RNA, 2136 nt
Organism: Pollicipes pollicipes
Lineage: Eukaryota; Metazoa; Arthropoda; Thecostraca; Pollicipedomorpha; Pollicipedidae
Product: cyclin-dependent kinase 17
Exons: 8
Coding region: 48-1481 (477 amino acids)
Biological process (GO): protein phosphorylation
Cellular component (GO): cytoplasm; nucleus
Molecular function (GO): cyclin-dependent protein serine/threonine kinase activity; ATP binding
Source: RefSeq, a predicted model, not a curated record